GGCGGAGGGAGUUUCACUUUGUUCCCUCAAACUUGUGCUGCGUUUUCCUUCUCGGUCACGUGUGAGCCGCUGCGUUUGCGUUGCGUUGUCCGUAAUAACGACGCAACAGUUGUCAUGAUGAACUGUACUCGUACCUCCGAAGGUCGCCAGCGUCCCGUGCGAAGGCUGUGAUCGCGGUCUUGUUUUCGUUGGGGGAUGGCGAUGGCGACAGCACUGAUAUACGAUGAGGAAAUGACCAAAUACAAACUCCUCUGGGUUGACCCGGCGUGUAAAAUCGAGGUCCCCGAGCGUCUGACAGUCAGUCACGAAGCCCUGGUCAGGUCCGGUCUGGCCGGUCGGUGUGUCUCCAUACCGGUCCGAGCGGCAACCGAUGAAGAGGUCCUUCUGGUUCACAGCGAGGAUUACCUGGAGGCCGUGAAGAAGACGCCUUACAUGAGUCUGGAGGACUUAAUGACCUUCACCCAGCAAUAUGGCGACGUCUACUUUCAUCCAAACAUAUAUCACUGUGCCAAGCUGGCCGUCGGGGCUUCGCUGCAGCUGGUGGACAACGUGAUGACGGGGAGGUUGAGGAACGGCAUGGCUCUGGUGCGGCCUCCGGGGCAUCACAGUCAGAGCAGCGCCGCCAAUGGUUUCUGUGUAUUCAACAACGUGGCCAUAGCUGCACAGUAUGCCAAGAAACACUAUGGCGUCCAAAGGGUGUUAAUAGUGGACUGGGAUGUGCAUCAUGGACAGGGGGUGCAGUAUUGCUUCGAGGAUGACCCGAGCGUGCUCUACUUCUCGUGGCACCGCUACGAGCAUCGGCGCUUCUGGCCCAACCUCCGCGAGUCGGACUACGACAGCGUGGGCAGAGAGCGAGGAGCCGGGUUCAACAUCAACGUGCCGUGGAACAAGGUGGGAAUGGACAACAGCGACUUCCUCGCGGCCUUCUUUCACGUCCUCCUGCCUGUUGCAUAUGAGUUUUGCCCAGAUCUGGUCCUCGUCUGUGCAGGCUUUGACUCGGCCGUCGGUGACCCAGAGGGCAACAUGUGCGCCACUCCGGACGUCUUCGCCCACCUCACUCACCUCCUGAUGAACCUUGCAGGAGGCAAACUGUGUGCCGUUCUGGAGGGAGGCUACAACUUGACCUCUCUCGCCCAGUCCGUGUGUCAGACCGUCCAGACCCUGCUCGGAGAUCCGGUGCCUCAGCCAGCAGAGCUGGGCGGUCCCUGUGGAAGCGCGCUCGAGUCGGUGCAUUGUGUCCGAUCGGCUCACAGGCGGUUCUGGUCCUGUCUUAGGCAUGCAGCCGACCCGCCUGCCUCUCAGCUCAGCACCGAGCGCCGCAAAGCCUCGGGGAAGGAGAACAACGGUGAGGAAGGUGACGACGAACAGGAGGAGGAAACGGAGGAGGGGAGGGCGGAGCAGGUGUCGUGGCCGGAGCCCCCGCGUCGUGUCUCGCCUCCCGUCCGCACCGCCGUGGUCCUCCCUGACGGCGUGGCGUGCCCCGAUGGAAGUACGCCGUUCGGCCCCCAGCGGUCACAUGACCCACCCACCGCCGACACACACGGCCGUUGCAUCGCCCUCGUCGAGAAAAUGGUGAAAAACGAGAUGAACCGAUUCAACGUUCUGAAGACGCUGCUGGUGCAGAUCAGCCGCAAGGAGCCAGAGGGGCAGAAAUCCAAACACCGCAUUCCAGUCUGUCUGAAGGAGGGCUGUGGUGACACGGCAGGGUUCAUGCAGGCCGUGCUGGGCCUCCUGCUGCCUGUAGCGUACGAGUUCGACCCCGGCGUGGUGCUGCUGGCCCGCGGGCCGGACAGCGGGGUGGAGGAGGGAACCUGGCAGCACCUCACCUGUCUGCUGCAGGGCGUGGCACUGGGACACACACUGGUGCUGUUGCAGGAAAAUGAAAGGGCAUCUAUCAGCCCCACAGCUGCCUCCCUCCUGGGGAACCCUGCUCCCUCCCUGGGGCCCCUUGGAGCCCGUCUACCGGAUGAUGUGGAGGCGCUGGAGAGACUGAGACGAAUGCUGCAGGCCCACUGGAAGCUACUCCAGACUACAGAGGCAGCCUGGCCCUCGUUCUGCCCCACCGGCACCGCUCCUCAUACGCAGCAUGAUCCCAUGAAGAGCAGAGCUCGUCUGGUACAGGUCAGCAUCAAACCUGUGUCGUUCACAUCUGGACGCGUCACAGCUGCCGCAGCACGUGUAGACAGCUGCGUCCUCGUGCCGCGCCUGCCGGUGCAUGCAGUCACGGUGGGACCGGCUCCCUGA
This is a messenger RNA of Lampris incognitus (smalleye Pacific opah), 2244 nucleotides long. RefSeq names its product histone deacetylase 10 (gene hdac10). Gene Ontology annotation, molecular function: histone deacetylase activity. The transcript has 20 exons. Bases 196 to 2244 code for a protein of 682 amino acids. Gene Ontology annotation, biological process: chromatin organization. Gene Ontology annotation, cellular component: histone deacetylase complex. The record is from RefSeq and is a predicted model, not a curated record. Lineage: Eukaryota; Metazoa; Chordata; Actinopteri; Lampriformes; Lampridae.